UCGAACAGCUUGACCGGCUAGCAGUCAAGACACAAACUCGGUCCACCAUGAUGGCGAAUUGGAUGUGUUGGUUGGUCUUUGCUGCCAUCUUUUGCAGUUCAAAUGGAUACCUAACAAUGGGUGGACACCCCAAAAAUGAGAAGGAAAAUUUUCGAGAGAAAGGAAUUUGUAAAAAUUACCCUCACCGCUUUAGAGCUCACCCCAAGUACUGCCACGCCUAUUAUGACUGUACUUCCACUUCCGGUCCUCGUUAUAGGAGAUGGGAUAAGGGGUUCCGAGAAUGUGUGUAUCCGAAAUGGUUUAAUGCCAAGACCAGGAAGUGUGAAUUAUUUAUCUACAUAAAAUGCGGUACAAGAAAGGAAUUCAAAUCAGGAUGUGAUUACUUUGAAAACCAAUGCACUCUGUCGCAUUGCAUUCCGUGUUAUGUGCGUAUUCCGAGCUGUACAGGAUUAAGGGACGGUAUACACAGACUCAGAUAUGGAUAUAGACGGCGUUGGUUGAUACAUUGCUUCAAGGAAAGGCUGAUGAACUUCUGGAACGGACGGAGAUGAAGCUGAAAUUCUCCUAACAAUUGUAAACUAGUGCAAUUGAAAUGAAUAAAGUACAUACAAGCGUAACCAU
This is a messenger RNA of Ostrea edulis (European flat oyster), 621 nucleotides long. RefSeq lists its product as uncharacterized. NCBI's taxonomy places the organism in Eukaryota, Metazoa, Mollusca, Bivalvia, Ostreida, Ostreidae. Gene Ontology annotation, molecular function: chitin binding. Bases 48 to 551 code for a protein of 167 amino acids. The record is from RefSeq and is a predicted model, not a curated record. The transcript is spliced from 3 exons. Gene Ontology annotation, cellular component: extracellular region.